Molecule: messenger RNA, 834 nt
Organism: Chrysemys picta bellii (western painted turtle)
Lineage: Eukaryota; Metazoa; Chordata; Testudines; Emydidae
Source: RefSeq, a predicted model, not a curated record
AUGCAAUGCAUUGUGCCCGAGGUCCGGGACGUGACGCGCAUCGAGCGGAUCGGCGCCCACUCCCACAUCCGGGGCCUGGGCCUGGACGAUGCCCUGGAGCCCAGACAGGUCUCGCAGGGCAUGGUGGGCCAGCUGGCCGCCCGCCGCGCCGCCGGCGUCAUCCUGGAGAUGAUCAAGGAGGGGAAGAUCGCGGGCCGGGCCGUCCUCAUCGCCGGCCAGCCGGGCACCGGCAAGACGGCCAUCGCCAUGGGCAUGGCGCAGGCGCUGGGGCUGGACACGCCCUUCACCGCCAUCGCCGGCAGCGAGAUCUUCUCCUUGGAGAUGAGCAAGACAGAGGCGCUGACCCAGGCCUUCCGGCGCUCCAUCGGCGUGCGCAUCAAGGAGGAGACCGAGAUCAUCGAGGGGGAGGUGGUGGAGAUCCAGAUUGACCGCCCGGCCACCGGCACCGGCGCCAAGGUGGGGAAGCUGACGCUGAAGACCACGGAGAUGGAAACCAUCUACGACCUGGGCACCAAGAUGAUCGAGUCACUGACCAAGGAGAAAGUGCAGGCAGGGGACGUCAUCACCAUCGACAAAGCCACCGGGAAGAUCAGCAAACUGGGGCGCUCCUUCACCCGGGCGCGGGACUACGACGCCAUGGGCGCCCAGACUAAGUUUGUGCAGUGCCCGGACGGGGAGCUGCAGAAGCGCAAGGAGGUCGUCCACACGGUGUCGCUGCAUGAGAUCGACGUCAUCAACAGCCGCACGCAGGGCUUCCUGGCCCUCUUCUCAGAACAGGCUCCUCGCGGCACCACAGUUAUUUGGGCAGAAGCUUUCGUGGGCUACCGCCGAUGA